Molecule: messenger RNA, 726 nt
Organism: Suillus plorans
Lineage: Eukaryota; Fungi; Basidiomycota; Agaricomycetes; Boletales; Suillaceae
Exons: 7
Coding region: 1-726 (241 amino acids)
Source: RefSeq, a predicted model, not a curated record
AUGACAAGCUACUUGGUUGGUACUCAAAAAACAAAUAUUGUACUCAUCACACAUCAACCUCAAAGACGCAAACUAGGAACUAUCAAGUAUAUUUUUGGGACUGAGCAUGAAGUGUCUGUUGUUCACCAGGAAUGGUUAUCUAAGCCGGCCAAGGCACGAGGCCGGCCUAGAAUUAUAUUGGAUGGACUGACUGAAGAACAGGCCACUCACUCACUCGCAUCCCUUUGGACUUUGACCAACAACACCAACAAGGCAGUUACAAACGAAAGACAAGAGCGUUUGCAGGAGCUACGUCAACGAGAAGAAGAUAAGGAAGAGCAGCGUAACCAAGCCCUUCAGGACGAGGAAGAAGCAGCUUGCUUAGAAGAACGAAAGAAAAUAAGCAUAAAUGCAGUAAAAGACCCCAAGGUGUCCCCAGUUACCAAAGACGAGCACCUCACCUGGGAAGAAUUCAACGAGGCAGCAGCACAUAUCAUCAAUUACAUGAGAGCUCAUGACUGGCCAGUUGAACAAGUCAGCAUGUUCAUCCAAUAUUGGUGGCAUCUAGCAAUCAGCACAGGACAAACAUGGAGUCUCGAGGAGAUCAAUCAAGAUCUCCUACUGGAAGCACACAAAGAGCUGUUCAAUGAGCAAUGCGAGAAACAAACAGUGAUGGCAAUUCAGGUACAACAAUUCAGAGAGGUUUCUGGACCAGGCUCAAGGCUCAGAGGAGAGGAAAUGUCAUAA